Molecule: messenger RNA, 1857 nt
Organism: Vigna unguiculata (cowpea)
Lineage: Eukaryota; Viridiplantae; Streptophyta; Magnoliopsida; Fabales; Fabaceae
Product: tetrahydroberberine oxidase pseudogene
Source: RefSeq, a predicted model, not a curated record
AUUCGUCUUUACUCAUUCUAAACUUGCACUCUCAUAUCAAGAACAAACCAUCCAAAAAAAAUGAAGUGUCUAAACUCUUAUUUUACCUUUGCUACAGCCAUUGCUCUUUUAUUUUCCUUUCAUCUUUCUUCAGCCGAUUCUUAUGAAGACUUUGUUGAAUGUCUUUACAAUUAUCCCCAUAUCACCAACUCAAUUGCCAAUGCUGUUUACACGCGGACCAACUCUUCAUACUCCUCUGUCUUAGAUGUUUCCAUUCAAAAUCGCAGGUUCUUAAACAUAACCUCUAAACCCAAAGUCAUUGUCACACCACUUGACGUUUCCCACAUUCAAGCCACCAUAAUCUGUGCCCAACGCCAUGGCCUGCAGAUUCGAACACGAAGCGGAGGCCAUGAUUACGAGGGUCUCUCCUACAUUGCUGGGGUUCCCUUUGUUAUCCUUGACCUCAUAAACCUUCGAGGAAUCGAAGUUGACGUAGAAAACAGCACUGCAUGGGUUGAAGCUGGGGCGACCAUAGGUGAACUUUACUACCGGAUUAGCCAGAAAAGUAAAACACUUGGGUUCCCAGCAGGUGAAUGCCCCCCUGUGGGCGUUGGUGGCCACUUUAGCGGUGGUGGCUAUGGAUACAUGAUGCGUAAGUACGGUCUUGCUGCUGAUCAUGUAAUUGAUGCUAAGAUUGUUGACGUCAAUGGUAAUCUCCUUGAUAAAGAAACAAUGGGCGAGGAUCUAUUUUGGGCCAUUAGAGGUGGUGGUGGAGCAAGCUUUGGCGUCAUCGUGGCUUGGAAGAUAAAAGUAGUUCCAGUUCCAUCAACUGUCACAGUAUUCCAAGUUGCAAGGACGUUGGAAGAAAAUGCAACGGAGAUUAUUCAUAAGUGGCAGCGUGUGGCAAACAAAUUUAACGAGAGCAUAACCAUGAAGGCCAACAUGGUAAGGGUAAAUUCAAGUAAAAGUGGGAAUCCAACAGUAGAAGCGCAGUUUAUAUCCUUGUAUCUUGGACGUGUUGAUGAGCUGAUUCCGAUGAUGCAAAAGAGCUUCCCGGAGUUGGGUUUGGUGAGAGAAGAGUGCACUGAGAUGAGUUGGAUAGAAUCGAUUCUGUGGAAGGCUGGAUUCGCAGACGGUGAACCCACCGAUGUUUUGCUGAACAGAACUCAAUUAAUCGGUUUGUUGUUUUUCAAAGCAAAAUCUGAUUAUGUGAGAGAUCCUAUUCCAGAUGAUGGGUUAGAAGGGUUAUGGCCUUUCUUUUAUGAAGAUGAGGCUAAAUAUGCUUACAUUCAAUUCACUCCCUAUGGAGGAAGGAUGGAUGAGAUUUCAGAAUCCGAGACUCCAUUCGCACACAGAUCGGGCUACAUAUUCCACAUUCAAUACGGUGUGUAUUGGGAAGAAAAAGGGGAUGAGGCAGCUCAAAGGUACAUGAAUUGGAUUAGAAGAGUGUAUAAAUAUAUGAAACCUUAUGUUUCAGAGUCUCCAAGAGCUGCAUAUAUGAAUUAUAGAGACCUUGACAUCGGAGUUAAUAACAAUGGUUACACAAGCUUCAGCCAAGCCAGCAUUUGGGGCUUUAAGUAUUUUGGUAAUAACUUUAACAGAUUGGCACGCGUGAAGACAAGGGUUGACCCUCGAAACUUCUUCAGAAACGAACAAAGCAUUCCUCCUCUUAUCUCCAACGGCGGCGCAAAUAGACCUUCUUGGGUGCACCGCAUGCCAUUAUAAACUGAGCUACUUUGUUAUUUUACUUUUAUGUUUUGGAUAAUCUUGUUAAUAGUGCAUGUUACGUACUUAAUAGUGUUCCUUAAGUCUAUUUUUAAGAAAACUCCGUAUGAACUAUUCAGGAUAUCUUAAGAGUUUUCAUAUGUAAGUGUUUUU